CAAUUCACACGGUCUCACACACUGACACACAGUAGUAUUUGCCGGUUUCUUUCUUCCAUGAUGGCAAACGCUAUUCAAAAGCAAAAACACUUUCUAUCAUUUCCGCACUACGCCGUGGUCGGUGCUUCUACAGACCAGUCAAAGUUUGGUACGAAGGUUCUGCAAUGGUACAUCCAGCGGAACAGGCCAGUAACACCGGUUCACCCAUCGAAAGACGAAUUGGAGGGCAUAAAGACAAUUAGGUCGUUGGCUGACCUUCCGAACCCAACCGAAACGUCAGUGAGUAUCAUAACAUCCGCCAAGAUCACCAUCGAUCUCCUCAAACAAAUCGAGGAGCUUUCAAUUCCCGCUGUCUGGUGCCAGCCGGGAGCAACUGACGCUGCUUGCGUUCAGUACAUCAAAGCCAACGAGAUGUCCGACCGUGUACUUUUCGAGGGAGAGUGUAUACUAAGAGAUGGUGACGGGGUCUUGAGGGCGAUGUUAUGAGAUGGACCGAUCGGUAUUGUCAUCACCAAAUUGUUAUUGCCCUAUAAAUUGCUAUUUCCCGGAUCCUCGCAGAUCCUCGCGUGCUACGCCAUGUUGUCGUCCUCUCGACAAUACAGACAUUGCGAUGAUCGGGAAGUCCGAGCGAUCGCUUCCAUGAUACUGGAGUUACUCCU
Molecule: messenger RNA, 659 nt
Organism: Suillus clintonianus
Lineage: Eukaryota; Fungi; Basidiomycota; Agaricomycetes; Boletales; Suillaceae
Product: CoA-binding protein
Exons: 3
Coding region: 58-486 (142 amino acids)
Source: RefSeq, a predicted model, not a curated record